AAAAUUAAAUAAAAAACCAAAAAAAGAAGAAGAAGAGUGAAGAUGAUAACAGGGGGUGAUUUUUACAAGGUGAUGUGUGCGAUGGUUCCACUGUAUUUCGCAAUGAUAAUAGCGUACGGAUCGGUGAAAUGGUGGCGAAUAUUCACCCCGGAGCAGUGUUCGGGGAUCAACCGGUUCGUGGCGGUUUUCGCGGUGCCGGUGUUGUCAUUCCAUUUCAUAGCUCAAAACAACCCGUACCAGAUGGACACCAAGUUCAUCAUAGCGGACACGGUGUCCAAGGUGUUGGUCCUUGCUUUGCUUUCGGUUUGGGCUAUCUUCUUCCCUGGUGGCUCACUCGAUUGGCUCAUCACCCUUUUCUCCCUCGCCACUUUGCCCAACACUCUCGUCAUGGGCAUCCCCUUGCUUAAUGCUAUGUAUGGAGAUUUCACUCAAAGUCUCAUGGUUCAACUCGUUGUUCUUCAAUGCAUCAUCUGGUACACACUAUUGCUGUUCCUCUUCGAAUACAGGGCGGCAACGCUCUUAAUCAAAACCCAGUUCCCGGGCCCCACAGCUGCCACCAUUUCCAAAUUCGAGCUCGACAACGACGUCAUUUCAUUGGACGGUCGUGAUCCUCUCCGUACAGAAUCCGAAACCGACAUCAACGGCCGUAUUCGAGUCCGAAUCAGGCGGUCCACGUCAUCGGCUCCGGAAUCGGCUCUAUCAUCCUCCAUUUGCCUCACCCCUAGAGCAUCCAACCUCUCUAACGCCGAAAUAUUUUCCGUUAACACCCCCGGCGGACCCAACAAUAACGAGAUUGUAUUCUGUAACGGCGACAUGGGGUUCGGUUACCGUGCCGUUAGCCCCCGUUUGUCCGGGUAUGCUUCGUCGGAUGCUUACUCUUUGCAGCCGACCCCAAGGGCUUCUAAUUUUAAUGAAAUGGAUGUGAUUACUACGGCAGCCGGGAAUACACCAAUCUGGAUGAGGUCUCCCGUGGCUGGUGGGAAAGUUUUCCGGCAGCCGUCUCCGGUGGUUCCUCCUACAAAAAUGGUUUGGGACUGUCAAGAUGGUGGUGGGGAUGAUAAUAGGCAGGGCUUCAAAGACCUUGGGGAGAAGGAAAUUAGCUUUAGAGACAACACCAAAAUAACAGUGGCGGAGAUGAAUGGAGAUGGGAAGGAAGGUGAAGUGGGGAGCAAACAAGAAAUGCCAAAGGCCAUAGUGAUGGUGAGACUCAUUUUAAUUGUUGUUGGAAGGAAGCUUUCUCGAAACCCUAAUACUUACUCAAGCAUCUUAGGGCUUCUUUGGUCUCUCAUCUCUUUCAAGUGGAAUGUAGGGAUGCCGAGUUUGGUCAAGUAUUCAAUAAAAAUAAUCUCCGAUGCUGGCCUUGGGAUGGCAAUGUUCAGUUUAGGGUUAUUUAUGGCACUUCAGCCAAGGAUUAUUGCAUGUGGAACAAAAAGAGCAACAAUGGGGAUGGUGAUUCGUUUCCUGUGUGGCCCUGUAAUAAUGUCCACUGCAUCGAUAGCUCUGGGAUUAAGAGGGGCAAAACUACAUGCUGCCAUCGUACAGGCAGCCCUUCCCCAAGGUAUCGUACCAUUCGUCUUUGCAAGAGAAUACGGUUUACAUCCCGACAUAUUAAGUACUGGGGUUAUUUUUGGCAUGUUGGUGUCAUUGCCUGUGACACUUCUGUAUUACAUACUUUUAGGCAUAUGAAGUAUGAAGGAAAAAAACAGUACAACCUCAAUAAAAGAAGAUGGAGAAUAUGUUCCAAUUAGCUUGUGAAGUUCAUCAAGAGUAUAAUGUACCCAUAAUUUCCCCCUAACGGUACCUUCAUAUGUUAUAUUUCUAUAUUGUUAGGGGACAAAAGAAGAGGGUAAUCUUAGAAUGUUUCAAGAACUUGAUAUAUUAGGGUUUUUUCUUUUUGCAUUUCAUAGUACAUAGAUUAGUGGUAGCCGAAAGAGAGAGAGAGAGAGAGAGAGAGAAAGGGUAUUAUGAUGACAUAUGAUUAAGUUAGAAGACUUAUAUUUCAUGGUGUGGGUGGGUAAAAAGAUGGUGCAAGUGCAACCAAGCAUGUUUGACUCAAGAAAAAAGAAGGCAAAAUCAUCCUAUUGUCAUUUCAAUGUUUUGGAAGCCUAUAAUUCAUUCCAUUAUAAACA
Molecule: messenger RNA, 2129 nt
Organism: Gossypium raimondii (Peruvian cotton)
Lineage: Eukaryota; Viridiplantae; Streptophyta; Magnoliopsida; Malvales; Malvaceae
Product: auxin efflux carrier component 6
Exons: 7
Coding region: 43-1686 (547 amino acids)
Biological process (GO): auxin polar transport; auxin export across the plasma membrane
Cellular component (GO): plasma membrane; endoplasmic reticulum
Molecular function (GO): auxin efflux transmembrane transporter activity
Source: RefSeq, a predicted model, not a curated record